AUGCCGGCGCCCGGCCGGGGCCCCCGAGGGCCGCCCCUGACCAUGCCCGGGCGCCGGGGGGCGCUGCGCGAGCCGGCUGGCUGCGGCUCCUGCCUGGGGGCGGCGCUGGCCCUGCUGCUGCUGCUGCUGCCGGCCGGCUGCCCGGUGCGGGCGCAGAACGACACGGAGCCCAUCGUGCUGGAGGGCAAGUGCCUGGUGGUGUGCGACUCCAGCCCGUCGGCGGACGGCGCGGUCACCUCCUCGCUGGGCAUCUCCGUGCGCUCCGGCAGCGCCAAGGUGGCCUUCUCCGCCACGCGGAGCACCAACCACGAGCCGUCCGAGAUGAGCAACCGCACCAUGACCAUCUACUUCGACCAGGUAUUAGUAAAUAUUGGCAACCAUUUCGAUCUUGCCUCCAGUAUAUUUGUAGCCCCGAGAAAAGGCAUUUAUAGUUUCAGCUUCCACGUGGUCAAAGUGUACAACAGACAAACCAUCCAGGUCAGUUUGAUGCAGAACGGGUACCCAGUGAUCUCAGCCUUUGCGGGGGACCAGGACGUCACCAGAGAAGCCGCCAGCAAUGGCGUCCUGCUGCUGAUGGAGAAAGAAGACAAAGUGCACCUCAAACUGGAGAGGGGCAACCUCAUGGGGGGCUGGAAAUACUCCACGUUCUCGGGCUUCUUGGUUUUUCCUCUAUAAACACAGAGCCCCCAGACGGUGGGGAAGUUGCGAUCUGGACCCAGGACUCCGCCCUUCCUAACACCCUGAACUUGCCAGAAUAGGACCACUUGCUUCCAACCUCCGUCAGACUGUUGAGGUAGAAGAAUGAUUUCCUUCUAAAUCUCCAGUAUUUUCUUUGAAGAUUGACCAUUCCUCGGGAACCUGGCUUCUAAUUAGUUUUAGACAACAAGGUCUUAAGGAGAAAUGAAAUUAUCGAUUUGAGCAAUUUGUACCUGUGAUUGUAAAGUCAAUACUGGAUUUUAUUGUCGGGACCGUGGACUUUUCUUCCUUUUGUUUGUACGCUGUGUUGUUGCCCCAGCGAGGAGUGCCGUUGAUCUCCAGGAUGGAUUGCAGGUUGUUGGGCGGGGCUCAGAGCAAGAGCCUCAGAAAUCACCACCCGCCAGAUAGCCCUUGAAAUGUGUUCUUUGUGUGUCUGUUCAGCCUUAAGGAAAAGAAUGGCUUCACUUUCAUUCUGUAUUCCCCCCCCCCGCCCCCCCGGGGUGGCUGGGAGGCGUCUGGUGGGGGAAGGGGACAUUGUGAAUCUGUCAAGAAGUGCUUUAUCCGGAGAAGCAAAUUUUGCACGAUGGGACUGCGACUUUUGCUUUGUAUUGUUUACGUGUGUGGGGGGUUUUUUUGUUUUGUUUUGUUUUG
Messenger RNA from Hyaena hyaena (striped hyena), 1347 nucleotides. It is a transcript of the gene CBLN2, whose product is annotated as cerebellin 2 precursor. NCBI's taxonomy places the organism in Eukaryota, Metazoa, Chordata, Mammalia, Carnivora, Hyaenidae. Bases 1 to 675 code for a protein of 224 amino acids. The record is from RefSeq and is a predicted model, not a curated record. The transcript is spliced from 3 exons. Gene Ontology annotation, molecular function: protein binding.